UAUGUAGUAACCUUGGGACGUUGUUCGUUGGGGAGUAUUUACAUCACAGCAGCAUUUCAUUUCCAUUUCGCGCUAAAAGUUGUUUGUUGUUAUUUUACAUCUGUUGUGCCGUUCGAAAUGUCCUCAAAUAAGUUCUUUUUUGUAUUUAAAGAUUCCCUAAUAGAGAGUGAUAGUGCAAGCUUGAGUAUUGUAUCGCUGCGCAAUCCUGCGACAAGAAAUGAAUCAAAAUAUUUAAUCCGGCGCACCUCGGAGGGAUCACAGCUGUACGAAGUGAACUGCUUUAACGAACACCAUCGCUCAUGGUUCAUCAACGAAUCGGUGUGCUCUAAUGGGAAAAUUUUCCUGCCCACACCGAUCGACCCACUGUUUCUGGCGCUUCCAUACUUAGUAGCAGAGUGCAGCGAACGCGCAAUACCGUUAGAUCAAAUCUUGAUAGACGAUUCGUUUCCGCACACUUCAAACCUGACCGAUGUGCUGUCCCCGAAGCGUAUGAACUUGCUGGCUGAUGAAAAGCGGGCAGGCAACAUUCUUGCAUUUAAGUACAACGAGACAAAAACAUUGGAGUGGCUUGUUAGCAAAUGCCACCGAUUGAGCAGAGUUGUCAGCAAACAGGAAGGACCUGCAUCCCGUUCAUUGAAUUACAUCAAAGAAGAGAAGGAAAACGAAACCGAGGUGGAGGAGGACGAGAAGGCCACACUGCAUACGGCUCUCGGCAUCAUUGCCGAUUAUCUUUCGCUCGAGUUAGGUCGCAAGCUGUCGACGGCGCUGGGUUUUCCCGAGGAUGAAAAUAUUUCCAAAAAACGUAAAUCCAUAGUUGAUCUGGAGUCGGCUGUUGUGAAAAAACUCAAAAAGGAAGACAUCCACGAAACGACUCCCGUUAAGCUACCGGGAGCAGAGAAGAAAGUAACCGCGAAAGCGAAGGCACUAGCGAAGGCGGCUAGUGGGUCAAAAAGCAUUUCUAGCUUCUUCAAAAAAUAAACUCAUCCUGGUGGUAGUAGAUAAAA
Messenger RNA from Anopheles funestus (African malaria mosquito), 1004 nucleotides. RefSeq names its product ribonuclease H2 subunit B. The record is from RefSeq and is a predicted model, not a curated record. NCBI's taxonomy places the organism in Eukaryota, Metazoa, Arthropoda, Insecta, Diptera, Culicidae. Gene Ontology annotation, biological process: ribonucleotide metabolic process; RNA catabolic process. Gene Ontology annotation, cellular component: ribonuclease H2 complex; nucleoplasm. The coding region runs from base 118 to 978 and encodes 286 amino acids. The transcript has 2 exons.